Haliotis rubra (blacklip abalone) is the source of this 1333-nucleotide messenger RNA. Its product is annotated as 30S ribosomal protein S11-like. The transcript is spliced from 8 exons. Gene Ontology annotation, biological process: ribosomal small subunit assembly; maturation of SSU-rRNA from tricistronic rRNA transcript (SSU-rRNA, 5.8S rRNA, LSU-rRNA); translation. The coding region runs from base 85 to 699 and encodes 204 amino acids. The record is from RefSeq and is a predicted model, not a curated record. Gene Ontology annotation, cellular component: mitochondrial small ribosomal subunit; ribosome. NCBI's taxonomy places the organism in Eukaryota, Metazoa, Mollusca, Gastropoda, Lepetellida, Haliotidae. Gene Ontology annotation, molecular function: small ribosomal subunit rRNA binding; structural constituent of ribosome; mRNA 5'-UTR binding.
GGUAACUCUCAGUUCCUGUCGCGAAACAUGGUGUUGCAUGAGGUCGACCCAUAAACUAGAAGUUGAGAUUUUUUCAAGUUAGUCAUGUUUCGCUCUGUGCUUAUCGGUCUGAGACGACCUUUCACCUGUGUUGUUCCUUUGAUGAGGCUGCAGCCAGUCUGUCCAGGUGGAUGUGGACAGACAGCAGUUCUUCACUCGUCUCCACUGCUAACAGUCCUGGACAAGGACAACCGGCAUAAAAAGUUCUUGUUAGCCCAGAAAACGGAACCUCUUUCUGGUGAUGAAAACAUCGAGGUGGAAGAAUUUCGCCCCGGCUCGGUGUAUCCGACAAUGGAGACUGCAGGGAUGCUGGUAGAUGGGGUCAGGUUUGACAAGCUUCACAUCGUCCAUGUCAAGGCCACACACAACAACACAAUCGUCACUCUCACAAAUGGGGAAGGAAUGGCGAUGGCCAGUGAAAGUGGGGGCUCUGUGGGGUUUCGGAACACCAGGAAGGGGACCAAUGUUGCCGGACAGGCAGCUGCUUUGGCACUUGGAGAGAAAGGAGUGUCCAAAGGAGUGACCAAGGUUCGUGUCAGCAUCAAGGGCAUUGGACCGGGCAGAAUGCCUGCCCUGAAAGGACUGCAGAUGGCAGGCCUGACCGUUGUCUCCAUCACAGAUGCCACUCCACUGCCCUUCAAUGGAAACCGACCUGCAUGAAGAGAGGCGCCUGCUGUAGUGGAUGUGUGUGGUUUCCCUUGUGUCAUCAGUGAAUCCCAAGUGUAUGUCAGCGCGUGACCUGGACCUGUACAGACAAUGUCACGGUUGUUUUAACACUGCAUAUAGAAGUAUGCACACAUUCAGAUAUCACUCUCUCACCAGGUUCAGGAACAUCCCUGGCUUCCAUAGGUGUUCCAUUAAUUUGAACAUUUACCAUUUGAACAUUUUUCAGUUUUAUUGAGCCCUGUAAAAUAUGAAUUCUUAGCCAGUUCACCUGACAAGACAGUUGAGCUUAAAUCAUUGUUUGUGCAGCAGAAGUUUGCAUCUGAUCUGGCAACCAUAUUGGAAAAUAAUCUGUUUUCAGAAUGGGAUGAACUUUGGUUACCUGUAUAUGCUGUUAUAAGUGGCUGGGACACUGAGAGAGUUUUAAGAAAUCAAAUUGUUUUAUCAAACCGAGUUAAUAGCUACUAAGCAAUGACAUAUAACUUGCCUUUAUUCAGUUGGUUUCUGAGCAUGAACCAGUAUACUCUAUUGUUAAUGCCCCAGUCAAUGAGUGCCAUGUAGAUAGUAUGUUAAUGUGCACUGUAAUAUUUUAUGGUGAUACAAAACAAUAAAUUACAGUGUGGUGACUGUU